AUCACCAACGGAAAUAUUUCAGACUGCUAAGAAGAGGCGUUGUUUGUGUACUGUUUUCGGAUAAAGACACUGUUGGAUGUUUUCGAGAUAUUUACUAACAUACGACACGAAAUUUGAGACAUUAUCGUUCGCGAGAGGUGGCAAGUGCUAAUUUGAGCAUCGGUUAAUCAAGUCGUGUCAUUUAAACCGACGCUUAAAUCGUUUUCAGAGGGUAAAUUUGUUGUAGGUCAAGUAAGGGAUGUCUUGGAGCUCGACACAAUCGCUGAAUUUUAUGUUGCGUUUAGUCGAAAUAAGAAGCUUUGCGGUAAGAGAAAACGCCUGCAGAAUAUGUCCGUCUCGACCGAGUCAUUUUCAAAUUUACUGAAUUUACAUUGUACGACGUUUUUUAUUGUUGUCCAUCACCGCGCGUAGACGCCAGAGCAUUUAGCUUAUAUUGUGUUGUUAGUUGAAGAACUCCGUAAACCGAACCGACUGUGAGCCGAACUUACUAACGUUACUCCAUUCGCGCAGAUUUGUUUUUAGUUGGAAAGUGGCAGCACAACAGUAGAGCUAUGAAGCUUUUAGAGAAUUCACGUUUUGAGGCAUUGGGCUCCCAGCUGUGUGUUGAAACUGGAGAUGCUCACAUCCUUGGCAGGAUUGAGAGCUACUCGUGUAAGAUGGCUGGUGAUGACAAGCACAUGUUUAAGCAGUUCUGUCAGGAGGGGGAGCCACAUGUUCUGGAAGCUCUGUCACCCCCUCAGUCCAGCAGCGCUCCAAGCCCUAACCUAUUGGGGAAGAGUGGGGAGGAUGGAGAAAAUCCGCUAAGUGAUAAGUGUUGCAGGAAGACCUUGUUCUACCUUAUCACCACCCUAAACGAGUCGUUCCGGCCUGAUUAUGACUUCAGUACUGCCCGUGCCCAUGAGUUCAGCCGAGAGCCCAGCGUUAACUGGGUGGUUGACUCUGUUAACAGCAGCCUUUGUUCUGCUGUGGGGGAGCAGUUUAACUCUUUAGGACCAGAACUGUGGAAUGCCAUUGAUCAAGAGAUAAACCUGCAGGGCUGUGACAUCUAUAGCUACAACCCAGACCUUGUCUCUGACCCCUUCGGUGAGGAAGGCAGCCUGUGGUCCUUCAACUACUUCUUUUACAACAAGAAGCUUAAACGCAUUGUAUUUUUCACUUGCCGCUCAGUCAGUGUCCUCAGUAGUUAUGGUUGCAGUGGCCUUGACAAUGAGUUGGACAUGGAGCUGGAUGAUGAAGAGGAAGUGGACAGCUUCAUGGAAGACAGGUUCCCCUCAGCUCUGUGUGUCUAAAGCUUUCUCAGGGAUGACAACCUGUGCUUCAGCCAAAGGGCCUCGCCGUUAACUUUGCACCCAAUUUCUUCUUUCCUUUUUUAGGAAAAAAAAAAAAACUUUCAUAACCUCUUAUUUUCUGGGGAUUUUCUUAAGUGUAUCUGUUUCAUUUUUACUUCACUGUGGACUGAGAAGGAGAAAUACGCCUCUAAAGAAGAUGGAGCUGCUUGGACCAGGUUUGAUAUGGACUCAUUUAAGCAUUGGCUGAGACAAACAAAAACCACUGGAAACCAGCUCAUCCUAGGAGUGAAUGAAAGUCACCAGUGUUUUUACAGUGGAGAAUAUGAACACACUUUGGAAUACAAAGACUGCAUGCCUUCUGGAUUUGUGCCCCUCUGUGUUAUUGGUUUUCCUAAUAUUUCAUGUUUUACUUUUUUUUUUUAAGCUGUGUAAAGUUUGAAGCUCGUGUAUCUGAAUUGUUGUCAUUUAACUUGUUGUUGUUGUUGUUGUUUUUGUGUGUGUGUAAUAUUUUUAUCAAAACCAACUUAGCAGGUACUUUUCCCCCCUCUACAUAUGUUUCCUGGGAUUUAAACCAAUGAUCCUGGAAUUGGUAGCAUUGUGCUCUAGCAAACAAGCCUCUAGACAUUUUAGACUUAUUUUCCUAAAAAUCUUUAUAUAAGAUUGAACUAUUAAGCUUUUUUGGUAAACUUAAUUAUUUGAAAUUCAUUUAGUUUAGUACACUGCACUGAGUUUUUAUUAUUAUAUGUCUGAAGGUUUCACUUUUGCUGCAAUUUGUUUGGCUUUCUGUAAUACGGGCUUUGCUAUGAGUUUACCAACAGUUGUUAUUUUGGCAUAGCUGAAUGGUAAACAUGCAAACCAAAUGUUGUUGAAGCUUUCGAGGCUGGUGCACCCAAAUCUGUCCAUUUUUUUUUCUUUCUCAUAACUAUGUGAAUUUUUUUGUUGUUGUUGUUGAAAGAAAAUGUGAAUGGGAGCGGUUUCUUGUUGCCAGACAACAUCUGUGACAAUAAAAGUAAAGGUUAAUCACCA
Messenger RNA from Cyprinus carpio (common carp), 2315 nucleotides. RefSeq names its product repressor of RNA polymerase III transcription MAF1 homolog. Gene Ontology annotation, cellular component: nucleus. Gene Ontology annotation, molecular function: RNA polymerase III core binding. The record is from RefSeq and is a predicted model, not a curated record. Gene Ontology annotation, biological process: negative regulation of transcription by RNA polymerase III. Lineage: Eukaryota; Metazoa; Chordata; Actinopteri; Cypriniformes; Cyprinidae.